CUGGAACGGAACUUAGUACUCUAAUAAACAUUACAUUACACGAAUUGAAUAUUGCAAGAACCUGCGUUUUGUUGAUUCCUUAAUUAAUUAUAAAGCUCCCUUAGUUCAUAGACAUUUGGAUGGUUCAAAGGUCAAACCGAUCGAAAACCUACUAACACUAAAAACGUGCGCAGCAGCUGUUUUGCCUCUCAUAUUGCAGGUAAAUUGAUGCCAAACUGGCACACACAGGCAGCAGCAGUGGCAGCAUGCGACGCAACAACUAUCCCUACCAGCCCCUGAAUCAGAACCCAGGACCCAGUGCUCCCGCUAGUCAUGAUGCGCUUGAGGCGGAAAACGAACGCGCGGCAGAAGAACUGCAACAGAAGAUCGGAGCACUCAAAUCGCUGACCAUAGACAUUGGCAACGAGGUGCGCUACCAGGACAAGCUGUUGCGCGGCAUCGACGAUGACAUGGAUCGAACAGGCGGCUUUCUGGGCAACACAAUGACACGCGUUGUACGGCUGGCCAAGCAGGGCGGCGGCUCCAAGCAAAUGUGUUAUAUGUUCCUCUUCGUGCUGUUCGUCUUUGUGCUGCUCUGGCUGACGCUCAAGUUCAAAUAGUGUGACCGUAUGUUAAUUUUAUAAAAAAAUAUAUUUUUAGAUACCCUACAAAGUGCGGUUCAUAGACAAAGGUGGAAA
Molecule: messenger RNA, 677 nt
Organism: Drosophila hydei
Lineage: Eukaryota; Metazoa; Arthropoda; Insecta; Diptera; Drosophilidae
Gene: Bet1
Product: BET1 homolog
Exons: 2
Coding region: 246-599 (117 amino acids)
Biological process (GO): vesicle fusion with Golgi apparatus; endoplasmic reticulum to Golgi vesicle-mediated transport
Cellular component (GO): Golgi trans cisterna; SNARE complex
Molecular function (GO): SNAP receptor activity
Source: RefSeq, a predicted model, not a curated record